AUGGCGGACGUUUUGCUGCAGCACAGCCAGCAGGACAACGGGUGGCUAACCUGCCUGUCCCUCUCUGCCGGCUUCCAGUCAGCCGCGGCCGCGCCCUCCGAGCUGCGGUUUGGCUGCGCGCUGUUCGUCCACCUGCCCGUCGGCCUCCCGCUGGCGGGCGCGGCGCUGCAGCUGCGGGACGAGCUCGGGCUGUUCUCGGUCGCGGGGCUGGCUGGGGAGCCGCCGCCGCCGCUGGCGCAGGGGCAGCAAGGGCAGCAGGGGCAGGGGCAGCAGCAGCAGGGGCAGGGGCUAGCGGAGGCCAUAGGAGGGUUGCGGCUAAACGAGCAGUUCGGGCCGCCGCCCUCAGGGGUGGCCAAUACGCCUGGCGAGCAGGAGCAGCAGCAGCAGCAGCAGCAGCAGCAGCAGCAGCAGCAGCAGCAACCGUCCACGAAGCCGCUGGCAGGUGCCACGCUCGAGCCUGGCGCAUGGCGGCACUUCCACUUCGCCUUCACGCCGCGGUGUGUGGGACCGGUAGCCGCCGAGCAGCUGCAGCUCAACCUGAGCCAGCUGGCCUCGGUCAGCUUCCAUCUCGGCAGCUUCCCGCCCCGCCAGCUCAGCCUAGGCGGCGCCGCGUGGCCCGGCGGCGUGCCGCCGUUCCGCGUCGCGACGGCCGUACGGCUGGGGGUGUAUGGGGUGCAGAUUGGGCAUGUUGGGCCCCUGCCCAUCCUGCAGGCCUCGGCACCGCAUUCUGUCCAGCUGGUGGGGGAGCUCGCUCCCGUGGACAUAUCGUUCACGGUGUCGCACGCGCUGGGGCCGUCCACCCUUGAACUCUCCGCCCGUGCCGUGGACGCGACUGGCGCGCCCGCAGCCGCACCGCCGGCGGCGGCCGCCGCCGCGGUCGCCAAUGGCAUCGCGGACGCAGCCGGCGACGGCGGCGAUGGGGCGCCGGGGGCGGCGCCGCUGCUGCAGCUGCUGACCUGGCAGGACGGGAAGCUACAGGAGCUGCCGCUGGACGGCGCGGCCCUCAGCCUGCCGGCAGUCCCCGCCGGCGGCCGCCACUCGCUGCGGGUGUGGCUGCGCGCGUCCGCGGCGGCCGGCGCGCGGCUCGCGGCGACGCUGCUCUGCCCCGCGCCCGUACAGGCUUCGCUCGCGCUGCAGUUCCUCGAGCCGUUUGAAUCCGUGACGCGCCUGUUCUCGGAAACCAACGUGCACUCCCUCGUUGGCCCCAGCCCAGCAUACGAGGCGGGAGCCGCUCCGCUUGGCGCCGCCGCCGCCGCUGCGGGCGCAGGCGCGGCCGUGCCGCUCGUGAUCGGCCAGGCCGUGAUGGCGCAGGUGCUGGUGCGCGCGGCGCAGGCGGCGCCGCUAGACUCGUGA
Molecule: messenger RNA, 1353 nt
Organism: Monoraphidium neglectum
Lineage: Eukaryota; Viridiplantae; Chlorophyta; Chlorophyceae; Sphaeropleales; Selenastraceae
Exons: 4
Coding region: 1-1353 (450 amino acids)
Source: RefSeq, a predicted model, not a curated record